Molecule: messenger RNA, 3228 nt
Organism: Stomoxys calcitrans (stable fly)
Lineage: Eukaryota; Metazoa; Arthropoda; Insecta; Diptera; Muscidae
Biological process (GO): trans, trans-farnesyl diphosphate biosynthetic process
Cellular component (GO): cytoplasm
Molecular function (GO): (2E,6E)-farnesyl diphosphate synthase activity; dimethylallyltranstransferase activity
Source: RefSeq, a predicted model, not a curated record
CUUUAUAACUUGGUGUCCAAGUAAUAUUACCUUAAGAUUUGGCAAAACUUGUCCUUAGUACAAAAGGUACAGUUGAAGUGUCUAACGGUUGAUGCUAUCACAAACCUAAAAAUUAGCACCAUAGCCAUAGCAUAAUUUUCCAAACUUAUUUUAAUCAUGUCAUCUAAGAAGCUGGUUAUAACAGAUGCUCUAGAAGAUGAAAAUCAUGUCAAAAUGAUUGCAGAAUAUAUAUACGAGGCUAGAGAUGAUAUUGUAGGGAAGAACAAUCUAAGUGAAUUGGCAGAUAGGCUAACAAAGACGCUCGAGUACAACUUAUUCCAUGGCGAAUUGAUAGCCCUUAAAAUUCUGUUACCCUCCUACAAAGAACUCUCAAAUCAGACAGUGUUGAAAGGAGAACAGCUGAAAUCUGUGCAUAUUUUAGGAUGGUGCGUGGAGUUGCUGACGGUAACCUUUAUUGUGAAUGAUGAUAUAAUGGACAACAGCAUCACAAGAUACAAUCGUCCAUGCUGGUAUAGAUUGCAAAAUAUCGGAAUGAGUGCCGUUAACGAUUGCAUCAUAUUGGAAAAUAUUAGUUAUCAUUUGUUGGCUAAGCACUUCCGCCAUACCGACAUCUAUGUGGAGCUGAUGAGAAUGUUCCAUGAAGUGGUGCUAACCACAUCAUGCGGUCAAUGCCUGGAUAUGUUGGGUGGCCAAAAAUCGGUGACAACAUUUACCAUGGCGGCUUACAGAAACGUAACGGAUACAAAGACAUCGCCUUGUGUUUUCUAUUUGCCAUUUGCCUUGGCCAUGCAUUUGGCAGGAGUUUCAAAUCCCUUAGCCUUCCAAGAAAUAAAAUCUAUAUCCUUGGAUUUGGGUUACUACCAUCAGGUGCAGAAUGAUUUUCUCGAUUCUUUUGGCCAUCCCGAAGACAGAGGGAAAAUUGGCACAGACAUUCAGGAGAACAAAUUUUCUUGGCUGGCUAUACAAUGCAUGAUGAGAGCCUCGCUGGAGCAAAAGCAAGUCAUGGAGGAGUGCUACGGGCAAAAUGAUCCUGCAAAAAUCCAGCGAGUGAAAGAUCUGUAUAAAGAUUUGAAGCUGGUCGAGGUAUAUGAGGCCUUUGAGAAAGAAUCCAUACAAAAUAUUGAAUCGCAACUACAAAAGGCUACGCAAGGGGUGCCUAGGAGGGCAGUCUUGGAGGUCCUUAAUAGAAUUCGUAAUCAAGAUAUAAUGGAUUUUCCGGGCGAGCCUGGCAUGGUCCUACAAACCAAGGGCAUGGCGGGAAGUCAGGGUGGCCUUUAUCCCCAAGCACUUGAUUAUAAUCUGGUUCAGAGUGAACUCCUAAGCCUUAAGGUAUUAAUAACCAACUACAAACACUUCAGGCGAAUCCAUACCCUAGAAACAAAAGAUCUCAAAUCCGUUAAUGUUUUGGCUGGGUGUAUCGAAUUAGUCUUUAUGGCUUUGGAUAUUUUGAAUGACAUUGUGGUGGAUAAUACCACAAGAUUUGGUCAACCAUCUUGGCAUACCCAAAAAGAGGUGGGCGUGGGUGCUUUAAACGAUGCCUGGAUAUUUCGAAAUAUGAUAUUCUAUAUGCUUCGCAAGCAUUUUCAACACUGCGAAUAUUAUUUGCCACUAGUGGAGUUAUUUCAUGAAAGUAUCUUAACAACAGCAUGUGGUCAAGGUAUGGACUGUAAAAGUUCCCAAAUGACAGUAAGAAAUUUCAAAAUGAAGAUGCACAAAUCCCUUACCAAGAACAAGGCUGUCUACAUUGCCUUGUAUUUGCCUAUCAUGGCAUCCAUGUACCUGGCGGGUAUAAAAAAUCGCCAAGCUUAUGAGCAGGUUAAAGGCAUUUCCAUGGAUGUGGGUUACUAUAUGCAAGUACACAAUGAAUUUUUGCAUUCUUUUGACAAUCCUUCAGAUGUUGCAACAAUUGGCAAUGACAUUGUGGUGAACAAGUGUACCUGGUUGGCUGUGCAGUGCAUCGUGGGAAGGGCCUCGAAGAAGCAGAAAUACAAAAUGGUAGAACUCUAUAAAGAGCUUGACAUGAACGAAGCCUAUGAAGCCUUUGAAAGUGAAUCAAUAGAUGCUUGUGAUGAAGUACCUCAAGAAGUCAACUUAGAGAUGCUUAAAAUUGCUAUUAAAUACAGUCUGUUUAAGAUGAUGACUUUGCAAAGUCAUAAAAUAAAUGUAGGCUCUGAUUUGUUGACUUUACUACGUUUAUCUAUGAAAAUGAUUUCCCCUGGAGAAUAUAACUCCAAAGGUUUACCAGAAUUGUUGCAUGAGGCCAAAGACGAAAUCAUAAGAAAGUACAAUUUGGCACAUUUGGGCGACAGACUAACAAAGACUUUAGAUUAUAAUUUAGUACAUGGCGAACUCAUUGCCCUCAAGAUAGUAAUGCCCAUCUACAAAGAUCUCAUGGGCUCUCGACCCUUGAAUGGUGAAAAACUCAAAGCCAUUUACGUUUUAGGCUGGUGUAUCGAGUUAUUCUUUAUCUCAUUCAAUGUUUUGGAUGACAUUAUGGACCUCUUAAGCACCUCAAGAUUUGGCCGCCCAUGUUGGUAUGCCCUGCCAGAGGUGGGCAUGAGUGCUCUAAACGAUGCCGUCUUCUUGGAGAAUAUGAUAUUCUAUUUGCUUCGUAAACAUUUUGACCACCACGAAUGUUAUCUACAAUUAGUGGAGACAUUCCAUGAAGUCAUGUUGGUAACAUCAUGUGGUCAAAAUUUAGAUUCCUUAAGUUGCCAAAAAUCGGUGGAGUCAUUCAACCUGGAAGUGUAUAAACGCAUCACAGAUGCUAAGGCAGGCUACAGUGCAUUUUAUUUGCCACUGACGGCAUGCAUGUAUAUAGCGGGCAUUAAAAAUCCUCUAGCCUUCGAACAGCUUAAGCCAAUAUCUAUACAAAUCGGUUAUGUGUUGCAAGCCCAAAAUGAUUUUCUCGAUUGUUAUGGCAAUCCCGAAAAUACAGGAAAAAUUGGAACAGACAUAGAGGAGAAUAAGUGUUCCUGGUUGUCAGCCAAGUGUAUGGAAAUAGCCUCGGACGAGCAGAAAGCCAUCAUGAAGGAAUGUUAUGGCAAAGCAGAUGCCCAAAAAGUUCAACGUGUUAAGCAGCUAUACAAUGAUCUCAACAUGAUCGAAGGCUAUGCCUCAUUCGAAGCAGAAUCAAUGAAAGAAAUUCAGUCUCAAUUACUUAAUACUUGCAACGAUGUGCCUCGUGAGGGUAUCUUACAAGUUCUAAAUAAAAUUUGUAAAUGUGAA